GUCCGACUCGGCGGCAAUUCCACAGUAAGAAAAAGGGCAAAGCAGCUAGGGUUUUUGCAAAUACAGACAUUCUCGGCCUACGAUUACUCUCCUCAGUAUUCAAUUUCGUCUAGAUUCACAAGCUAACUACGCCUCUGGUAUUUGUCAAGGUAUCUUCGUAGUUAGAGAAAGAAUAGGAACGAAAUGGAUUAUGAUGUAGCUGAACAAAAUGUUGCCGUAGAAGAGCAGGAACGAAACGAUGGUAGUGCAGGACAUGAAUUAAAGCAUUCAAACGAUGAUUCUUCUGCAGGAAAGCUUUUCGUCGGCGGCAUUGCUUGGGAGACUAGAGAAGAAUCUUUUAGGAAGUAUUUCAGCAGUUUUGGAGAGAUAACAGAUUGUGUAAUAAUGAUGGAUAAGGUCUCUGGAAGGCCACGGGGAUUCGGAUUUGUAACAUUUGCGGACCCAGAAGCUGCAAAUAAGGUUUUAGAGGAAGACCACGUCAUAGAUGGUAGAACGGUGGAAGUGAAGAGGACAGUACCUAAGGAGGACAUGCAAGUUAAAGGAGCUCCAAAAACAAAGAAAAUUUUUGUCGGCGGUCUUCCAAUAUCUCUAACUGAAGAUGAGUUGAAGGAAUAUUUUUCUUCUUAUGGCCAUGUUCUGGAGCAACAAAUCAUGCUGGACCGCGAGAGUGGUCGAUCCCGAGGAUUUGGCUUUGUUACUUUUGAUAGUGAAAAUGCCGUGGAAAAGGUUUUAAACAAUGGCCGUAUGCACGAAAUCCAUGGAAAACAAGUUGAAAUUAAGAGGGCUGAGCCAAAAAGAGCUGGUGCUGAACAUGCAAAUGAGAGCAGGCAGCAUCGUGGUGGCAGUGGUUCAAGAUCGUAUAAUAGCUUUGGUGGGUCUGAAGCCUCGUAUGGUGGUGGAUAUGGUAGAGGGUAUGGUGGAUAUGGCGGCUAUGGCGACGGCGGCGGCUAUGGUGGUUAUGGAAACAUUGGAGGAGGUUAUGGUGGAGGUGGGGCAGGAUAUUUCUCUGGAUAUGGUGGAUAUGGUUAUGGAUUUGGGUUUAGUGGACCUAUGUAUGGGGCAGCUGGAUACGGAGGCACUAGCUAUGGUGCUCCUGGUAGCUAUGGUGGUGCUGCUGGGUAUGCUGGCGGCAGAGGAUAUACAAGCGGUGAUGAUGCUAGCUGGUAUGGUGGGGCUAGAGGCUCUGUAUCUUUCAAUGCUAAAGGGUAUGACACUGGGGGUAGCACUGGAGGUGCUAAAGCAUAUGGUAAUGGUGGUGCUGCAGGCGGAAGGUUUCAUCCUUACAGGAAUUGAGACCUUCCUGACGAGUCUAAUUUUGCAAUUGUUUUGACUACUCUUGGUUGGCUCAAGCUAGAUGUAAAAUCUUUGCUGCUGAGUUUGUUUUCUUUGUGGUUGACGGUUCAGUUAGAUGUAAUCUGCUUAUUUUUUUUGAGUAAACCAUCUGUAGAUUGUAUUAGCAUACUGAUCUGCGUGAACUGUAACCCCCCAGUCUCUUGACUCAAGUUAUUUUGGGAAGGAGUUACAAACUUUGUAGUACUAGUCUGAUAUUUGGAUGAUAUAGUUGCUUCUACCUACAGGGGCAAUUGGUUGGCUGGUAAAUUAGAUAUGUACCAUAGAUUUCAAAUAUUUUUCAUUUUAUUUGAAAUUUAUGAAGUUGGAGUUGAAGA
This is a messenger RNA of Solanum dulcamara, 1667 nucleotides long. Its product is annotated as heterogeneous nuclear ribonucleoprotein 1. Bases 184 to 1293 code for a protein of 369 amino acids. Gene Ontology annotation, cellular component: nucleoplasm. The record is from RefSeq and is a predicted model, not a curated record. Gene Ontology annotation, molecular function: RNA binding. Gene Ontology annotation, biological process: regulation of gene expression. The transcript has 7 exons. NCBI's taxonomy places the organism in Eukaryota, Viridiplantae, Streptophyta, Magnoliopsida, Solanales, Solanaceae.